AUAUGGUUGGUCAAAAUGGAAAAUGGAAUAUUCUGCAAAAUUCUGAUUGUUUGCUAAUUUUUUCAAUUGUCAGAAAGUCAGUAAGUUUUUUUCUAUUAUUGUGACCAAUAGACGAAAUAGCGACUUAUCAUUCAUGAUAUUUCUUAGUGAUAAAAGUCUGCUGAAAGCAUUACAGCACGUCUGUUGUGAUGCCUUCCAGAAUUAUUGUUUCAUUUUAUGUAAUCAAUGGCAGUGUUUGAGAAAAAUAUCAGAAGGAAAGAGUACUUAGAUGAUACUCAAGUAUUGCGUUGUUCAAUUGUAAAUACUGAGAAUAUUCAAGGUCAUACGGAAUACGUAAUAAAGGUUGAGAGAGGUCCAGGUAAUAACAAGUCGUGGAAUGUUUUUAAACGUUAUAAUGACUUUGUUGCUCUACACAAUGCACUUCAGGGCUCCACUCUCAACAUUCAACUUCCACCAAAGAAAUUCAUUGGAAAUUUUGACCGGGAAUUCAUAGCUGAACGACAAGCAGGACUAGAGAAAUAUCUAAAUUUGGUACUAAUGAAUCCAAUACUCGCAUCUUCAUUGCCGGUGAGGAGAUUCCUUGAUCCUGAAAACUACUCCGUUCCGUUUCAAGAAAUAGCACUGCAACAUGUCUCGCUGGCUUUGCGUGGCGAUGUUGAAUUCGAAGUGCUGAAACCGAUACCUGACAUGGGAUGGAGAAUCCGUAAGCACUUCUUUCAAGCGAAAAAGCGCAGUAAUCCAAAAGAAGAAUUUGUGUUAUCCUGGACAGAAUAUGGCCCGGAUAAAUACAUUGAUGACAAAGAAAUGCAAGCUGUUUUCAAAGUUCUGACUGCAAUAAAGCAUCCAAAUAUUGCGCCGGUGGAAGCAGCCAACGCUUCGGAGAGUGGGAGCUUUGCCAUAAGAAAGCUGCAACCGGAUGGCAGUUUGAGGGAUGUGGUCUGCCAUUGUAAACCCAGGUUACCAUUUCUGAAGAAGUAUGCCAGUCCGAAGCAGUGUAGUGCCUUGCCUCUUCCGCUCAUCAUAUCCACCGCCUAUCAGAUCCUUCAGGCUCUUCUCUAUCUCAAGAGCAAGGGUGUCCCGUAUGGUCACCUGCAUCUCGGGAACAUUUCAUUCGUGAACAAGGAGACAGUCCAACUUCUUGACAUAGAAAAUGGUAUUUUGGGACUGCCGUCCUAUUACCGUCCCUACUUCAUCCAGCAUCGUAAGAUCUCCUCGUUGGAAGCCAUUGAUGUCUACUGUUUCGGUCAUGUCAUCUAUGAAAUCACCUUUGGAAGACCGCUUCAUGAACAAAUCUGUGAUAAUAUUCCUUCAAAUUGUCCCCCUGAGUUGAGGCCAAUAUUCGAGUCAAUUCUAUCAUCUGCCGCCUGCAAGUCAGGUCUGCCAACGUUGGAGUCGCUGUUGAAAUUACCGAUUUUCCCCAUGUCACAAGUUGCCUCCUCCGAGUUCCGUUGCACCUUGAAGCUCUCAACUACUGUUAAGGAGGCUUUGAAAAACUCUUGCGAAAAGUCUGCUACUCAUCUGGAAGAAGAACAAAAGAAGAUUCGUCACCAUAAAAGACUGGUCAAGAUGCAAGAGGUACUCAGUGCUGAAGAGAAUCAGAGAAACGAUAAAAAACGGAAUAAAAAUGCAACUAAGAAGAACGGCAAAAUUGUGAAUGGCCACGGACAUGAAAACAGCCUCAGUCGUAAAUCAAGUGUGACCAAUAUGGCAAACGGAAUUUCGCCAGAAAGGUCUGACAGUCCCAACAGCAUAAGCACUGCUACAUCUGUUGGUACACUGACACCCCCAGCAGGUGCACCCCCUCCCCCUCCCCCACCUAUGCCCACGCCGGCUGCCAACUCAGCCAGCCUGGCUUCGAUUGGAGUGAACGGUGUUGACGACAAGAGGACCGCUCUGCUUGGAUCAAUCUGCAACUUCAACAAAGCAGCCCUCAAGAAGACAAAACAAACUGCAUGAUGAGGUAGUUUACAUUGGAGCAGUGUCUACAUUGGCCUGCAACAAAGAGCUUGGACUUACUAGACAUUUAUUAUUCGUUGCUUUUCAUAUUAUUUAAUUACGAUUUUACUAAUCAACUUUAUUAAAUUGAAUAAAUAUUUUCAUCAUUUAUGAACUAUUGUAAAAUAAUCAUGUUUUAUUCAAACAAUAUUCGCUAAUGAAUACUAAUUUGAAUUUGAUUGAAAUUUCUAACAGUCAACAAUUUUCUAGUGCUGUUCUCUUGAUAAUUAAUUUAUUUAUCAAUACAAUUGCAAAUCAUAAUAUAGAUAUGACUGGACGAGAGCAACAGGCCCUGCCCAAAACAGCUCUACUCCCAAAUUUUAUAAAUAGAUAAUUUUCAAAAGAUGUUUUCU
Molecule: messenger RNA, 2348 nt
Organism: Nilaparvata lugens (brown planthopper)
Lineage: Eukaryota; Metazoa; Arthropoda; Insecta; Hemiptera; Delphacidae
Product: PX domain-containing protein kinase-like protein
Exons: 11
Coding region: 226-1956 (576 amino acids)
Biological process (GO): endosome to lysosome transport; protein targeting to lysosome; protein phosphorylation
Cellular component (GO): extrinsic component of endosome membrane; early endosome; late endosome
Molecular function (GO): phosphatidylinositol binding; actin binding; ATP binding
Source: RefSeq, a predicted model, not a curated record